AAGAUGGCUGCCUCCAUACGAAGUGUAUGUAAACAAUUUCGAUUGCUAACCUCGCUGCUGAAGCGGACCCAAUGUGCAACUCAUGUUCACCACAGCCAAAUACUUUGGCAUACUCAACGUCGUUAUUUCAGAAUACAAGGAUGCCUGCAGCAUGGGGAUUAUGAAUGGCAAGAUCCUAAGUCAGAGGAUGAGGUAGUGAAUAUUGUUUAUAUUGAUCGUCAAGGAGAGAGACACAACGUCAGAGGGAAAGUUGGUGACAAUGUCAUGUACCUCGCUCACAGACACAAUAUUGAAAUGGAAGGGGCAUGUGAAGCAUCUCUGGCUUGCAGUACCUGCCAUGUGUAUGUCAAGGAUGAAUAUACAGAUAAAUUACCUGAACCUGUAGAGGAGGAAGAAGACAUGUUGGAUAUGGCAACAUUCCUUAAAGAAAACUCAAGAUUAGGUUGUCAGAUCAUCUUAACGAAGGAGUUGGACGGCAUUGAGGUGACGUUGCCUAAAGCCACCAGGAACUUUUACGUUGACGGGCACGUUCCACAGCCACACUGAUAUUUGCUCUUACGUCUCUACAACAGCAGGUCUUUUUGUAUUUGUAUGUAAAUCUGUGGAUGGAGGGAAUGGAAGUAUGGAAUUGUUUACCUCUGUCUGUGUGCUGGGUGUGUGGUGCUCAAUUUUCUGCAUCUUAAACGUUUUAUACAAGUGCUAGAGUCAGUGUGUGCACACGUUUUUUUUUGUAACACCUGACUUGAUGGUGUUGCUAAACCUGUUUCUUGACCUCAAGUGCAAGUCCAGAUUCUUGUGGGUUUUUUGUUGUUGUGAUUCUCAUGUUUAUUAGAAAGUAAAGAAAGAGACCAUCAUACUAAGAACGCCUUUGAUUAUUUUCAAAUUCACUGCCCUUUAAUUUAAAGUCGAAAGCCAUGAUCACUUUGACCUCUGUUAUAAUUUUUUUAAAAAGAAACUUAAAACAUUGCUGAAAUGUCAAGCGCUGGUUAUGGUAAUAGGAACAGUGUACGGGUACUUUAAAAUAUAUGACAUAAAUGUCCUAGUAGGCAGAAUAAAGUCUUUGUUUCAGUGUAGUUUAAGUCCUAGAUAUAAUUUAUGUUUGGAUGAUCUUUCAUUCAUACAAUAAUUUUAUGUUACUUGUAAAUUUUCGCAGCAUAUAAACAGAGCUCUUUUUCUUUAAAUAGUGCACCUUUUAUAUUUAGUAGUUUUUCAGUAGAGGUUUUACAGCGCUCCCAACUGCAUUAGGUCAUAUGAGCGUACAUUUUAUAUUUAAAAAUGAAGACUUCAUUUGGUUAACAUCUCUUGUUUCAUUACUUGUGUGUCACAUCUAGAUCUAUCAUUGUUGUGAUCUAGGCAGAAUAUGAAGCUUUGGUAUAACCGGGGCCAUAGAUGUACUUCUUUACCGUUCUUACAACCCACCAUAUUAAGUGAUAUCUUUUUUUUUUUUCAUGAGUAAUUUUCUGUUGCUACACCUUACUACAAACUGAUUGUUUAAGUGAAAAGAAAUGUUGUUUUGUUGUUUUUGUUACUGGGGAUCGGGAUGUGAUAUCUACUAAGACUUAGAUGGAUUUUUUCAUAAACGCUGUAAUUUUGAGUAUCUUUUUUGUUUGUUAGUAUGUUUAUAUGCUACUGAUUUAAUAUCUUUCAGUGUUAGUCACGUGGUGACAUUUUCAGUUUUGACUGUUCGUUCUACUGUGAUGUCCUGUGAUAUUUCUUGGCUUUAUUAUAGGAAUGAUGUGAAAAAAGAACUUUCUUGCUCCUCCAGGCGUGUACAUACGUUAUAUGAAAACCCACCAUGUUGCUUUAUAGUAAUCAUAUAUAUUUCAAAAUCAUGUCGAUGAUGUCAUCAAGCAGGUUUCAUAGCAAUAAACGAGCAUGUAUGUUAA
Molecule: messenger RNA, 1886 nt
Organism: Aplysia californica (California sea hare)
Lineage: Eukaryota; Metazoa; Mollusca; Gastropoda; Aplysiida; Aplysiidae
Product: adrenodoxin-like protein 1, mitochondrial
Exons: 6
Coding region: 4-546 (180 amino acids)
Biological process (GO): P450-containing electron transport chain; positive regulation of oxidoreductase activity
Cellular component (GO): mitochondrion
Molecular function (GO): 2 iron, 2 sulfur cluster binding
Source: RefSeq, a predicted model, not a curated record